AUGGGCAAAGCGAGGAAGGAGGCAUAUGAACAGCUAGGUAAUAUCCAAGGCUUGUCGAUGGACGAAAAAAUUAACCUCUGGUGGGUUUAUAUGAAUGCAGUGGACAUCAAAUGGGUUGGUCAAGUCUAUAGUUCGAAGACAAAAUCAUGGAAAACAAUUGAGCAUUGCGCGGAUUUACUUUUCUGUGGCAGAGAGGGGGUGUUUGCAGGUGGGAAGCUUUACUGGACGAGUUUUAAUGGACAUAAAGAAGAUAUUAUUUUCUUUGACUUGAAGAGUGAGGUGUUUGGAAGGAUUGAGCUUCCCUUUGAUCAGGAGAAGUACGGGUUCUGCUCGGUGGGUUCGAUUGGUGGUUUCCUUUGUGUGCUGUCUUGUAAUUAUGAAAGAGGCGUUCGAGUUUGGGUCAUGGAGUCUUGGGAGAAAGUGGUGACUCUUGAUCGUCUUCUUGAGCUUCUUCAACCACCACCAUUGUUGGUGGGUGUAAAGGGAGAGAUUUUGGUAAAUUGUGGAUCCACUGUGUUGGUUUACGAAUGUCAGGAUAAUGUGGUCCGCAGCCUCAAGUAUUGUUCCUGUUGUUGGAAUAGUGUGUUCACCAAGCUCGACGAUUGUGUUCGUUCCAUUUCAGAACGUGUCUAUGUUGAAAGUUUAGUCUCGCCACAAGAUUUAUGA
Molecule: messenger RNA, 666 nt
Organism: Salvia miltiorrhiza (redroot sage)
Lineage: Eukaryota; Viridiplantae; Streptophyta; Magnoliopsida; Lamiales; Lamiaceae
Product: F-box protein CPR1-like
Exons: 2
Coding region: 1-666 (221 amino acids)
Source: RefSeq, a predicted model, not a curated record